Symbiodinium natans is the source of this 1704-nucleotide messenger RNA. NCBI's taxonomy places the organism in Eukaryota, Dinophyceae, Suessiales, Symbiodiniaceae. The record is from the annotation of a GenBank genome assembly.
AUGGCAGCUCAGGCAGCUUCGGUUUGGCUGGCCACAGGUUCACGGUUCCAGGGCAGCCCUUCGUGCCCCAAAGGGAUUGGGCCUAGCCCUGACACUUCCAAGUGCGUGUACGGAGAUUACAGGCGCUUUUUCCCUGUCCAGCAUGCAGAUGGCCGCGAGGGUGUCGUCUGGGAGGACAUGGAAAGCAAGGCUGUGAAAUUGACUUGGCUCUCACUGGACUUGCUGUCCUCGGAGACCGUUUCUUUGAUCGUCCCGUCAGCAAACGUGCUUCUUGUCGGUGCUGUUGGCGAUGGCCUUGGAGCCGUAGUUCUUCUUCUAGGCGACAGCAGACAGCCCAGCAGUGCGACCGGCAAUGCCCCAGCAGAGCUUGUCAAGUUCGAUGGGGCCGGCAACGAGCUGCAGAGAGUAGCCUUUCCGGUCGACGAGCUAAACCUUUGGGCCUUUUUCUCCUCUGGGGCCUCGCUCGUGUGGCUUGCCAGUUCGGACACCAUCUCCAUAACACUCACAAUGCAAUGGAUUGAUUUUGGUGAUGGAGUGAACCACCAAGGAGCUACCAACAUCAUCUUGAAUGCCACAACCUUGCAGAAGCUCCGGACGGUCAAUGCAGGUAGCCACACCUGGGCCAGCUCCCUGAAGGUGUCGGAGAAGAAUGACUAUUACCUGGGAAUGAUCCUGGCGGAUGCGUAUCCGCGUGCGAUCAUGGUCUCAGAGUAUCGGGCCAGCUCAGAAGACAAACGAGGCCGGAUUAUUUACAAACCCAAGAUCGCGCACAGGACUUCGAGCACCAAUCCAGCAGGAAAGGUUCUCCCCGUGUAUCAGGAGAUCUCCACGGCAAGCAAGACCUUCUACCAGUGGAGCAAGAACGACAACGCGGUCUACACCGAGCUGGCCCACCCGGGCCUGCAUGAGCUCAACGACACAGUUCUCGUGUUCUUCGCUGGGGAGGAUCCACCGCUCGACAAUUCUGCAGUGGGAAGUCUGCUGAAUGCUCCUCGAAAUCUUGGCUUCAUCAAGAUUCCACGCGACUUGACCAGUGGUGAAGUGCUCUCGCCUGGGGACGUUGAGAACGGCGGAUUCUAUGAUGAAGAUGGAGUGUGGCAUAACAUAACGAACCACGGGGUUAGUUUUCUGACUUCCAAGACGGACAUAGACGAGUCUAUAACUCGCGUGAAGACCGCAGAGCUCAACGGCUCAAUCCUAAUCUUUUGGGAGGUUUGGUCCCGCAAGAUCUACCAAAGGAAUGAGUUCAUGGUUGUCAACGCCGCUGGUGGGUUGGAGCAUGCUGAGACAAUCCUAAACUUCCCGUUCAACUUGCCCUUUGCUGAUGACGUGCUCGUUAUCAACGGCAAAGCUGUUGCUUACACUGGAGAUCCAGGCAAUUGGCUGGUUCGCUACGAGAUUUGCUACCAGAACUGUGACCCGCCAAGGUCACCCAGCGAUGUCGGCUCAAGCACGUCAACAGUCAGCAGUACCCCAUCCACGGGGAUUGGCAGCAGCACAACGUCAGGGAGCAGCGGUACCACUUCAGGGGGCACUGGUACCACGUCAGCGGACACCGGUAUCACGUCAACCAGCGGCAGCACCACGUCAGCCAGCGGCAGCACCACGUCAACGGGCAGUGAUGCCAACGAGGCUUCAUCAGCCUUUUCGGCUGCAUCCAUAAGUUUGGCCACGCUGCAAUCUGUACUCGUCCUUGCAGCGUAG